Messenger RNA from Patiria miniata (bat star), 5605 nucleotides. Its product is annotated as sushi domain-containing protein 2-like. NCBI's taxonomy places the organism in Eukaryota, Metazoa, Echinodermata, Asteroidea, Valvatida, Asterinidae. Bases 1 to 3552 code for a protein of 1183 amino acids. The record is from RefSeq and is a predicted model, not a curated record. The transcript has a single exon.
AUGAAGCCUGUACUGAAGAGACAUAUUUUCUGGUUGGUCAUCUUCAUGGCCUUUGCAUUAUCAGAAAUGCCGGUGUCAGCUCUGGAUCUGCACUUACCUGGUAACAAUCAGCCUCGAUGCGCUGGGAUAUCAAGAGGUAAACACUUUGUUCUUGGAUUUAUUGAUAGUUACGAUGACAGCCACGUCGCAUCCAGGGAGCUGUUCAUUUUGGUGGUGGCUUUCAGUAAUCAGCAAACCACAGUCACCAUCAGCAGCAAGCACGAAAUAGCAGGAAAACCAUUCCAGGAGACCUUUGUGAUCGAUGCAGGUGAAUUUAUACGGACCAACGUACCAGUUGAACUUGUGAUGGAAAACACUGAGAGAAACCAAAAAGUUCUUGAAUUUUCAGCAAGCUCUGAUGUCUCCGUUUACGGUCUGAUGUAUCAAGAUUACACCACUGACGGUUUUCUCGGUAUACCAACAAAUAAUCUCGGCAUGCAAUACGUGGUGAUGACGUCAAGACCAUUAGUUGACCAAAACUCGCAGUUUGCUGUCAUUGGGACAGAGGAUUCCACUUUGGUUCAGGUUAUAUUACGAGGAGCAGUUACAUUCGAAGGGCAAAGCUAUAGUGCAGGUGAUGUGUUAAGAUUCACUAUCAAUAACUUAGAAGCCGUUCAAAUCCAAGGUCAGAGUUCGGAAGAUUUAACUGGAAGUAUCAUUCAGAGUGACAAACCAGUUGCUGUGUUCAGUGGCAAUGAAUGCACAAACCACGCUGGUUCAUAUUGUGACAUGGUGACUGAGCAGUUGGUACCAGUUAAGAGCUGGGGACAGAGACACAUCUACACCGCGGCCCGCAGUGACGAUGACAACAUCUACCGAAUUGUUGCUUAUUUCAGCGAAACCAAUCUCACCAUCCCCGGAUUUGAACACCAGUCGUUGGAACCGGGUGAAUUUUGGGAAGGGCGUCUUUCGGGUUCCGGCCUCAUUAGGUCAAGCAAACCCGCUCUGAUGAUGCAGCAUUUGGCUUCCAUCAAUGGUAUCACAGUCGACCCCUCCAUCAUUCAGGUUCCUGCAGAAGAACACUUUGGGUUUGUGUUUGGAUUCACGACCCCUCCUCAUUCUGGAGGUGAUUCCGGUGGUUACUUCAAUUUCAUCAACAUCAUUGUGAAAAAUGAAUCUCGACAAACUGUGUAUCUUAACAGUCUUCCAAUCAACGGCUCAAAUGUACACGAAAGCGAUGUUCCUCACACCAAUUACGCAUCACUUACAGUUCAACUUCCAAAGGGUGAAGGUGUCUACUAUGUCGAGCAAACAGAUCCGUUUUCAUCACCCCUGUCUGUCAUUGUCUAUGGAUAUGAAGACGCCGAAUCCUAUGGCUAUGCCGCUGGUCUGUCUCUCCCCAGCAAUAAACAUGUUCUGAGUUUGACACCGUACUAUUUGCGAGAACUUGGUGGCGAGCUAUUCACGAUGACUGUUCCCUGUUUGCAAACAAAUGCUAUAUCCUUUCAAAUUGCUGCAAAGUGCAAAUUUGCCACUGGCUUUGGAGACGUCAUUGUUUCUGGUGAACGCACUGACCCUUACACUGUUGUCUGUAUCACUCCUACUUUUUACAAGAACGGACUUACAUCUGUCUAUGUAUCACUUGACGAUGGUGGAUCAUUUCCAUACUCCGGCAUUGUCUACGUUGCAUCUGAAGAGGAUCUGCCGCCACUAGUUCAAAUCCAACAGGUGAAUUCCGAGUAUGAAGAUGGCAUCAUUGACCUAACCUCAGAUGGUCCGAUCAUGUUAUCCUGGGAUCCUAGAAGUCUUGGUGAAGGAGUUUCACAUGUGACUGUUAUGAUACAAGACACAGAUUAUGACAGCGAUGGGAAUCCAGUCUUGAUGGAUGGUGUUGCAGUGAAGAGCAAUGUUUUGAACAACGGUAGUCUGAUGAUAUAUCCAAGCGAGCUUGACUCUCUCAUUGGUGAUGGUUUGUCUCUUCGAGCAACAUAUCUCACACCAUCGGCUGUGCGCAAACGAGCUUUGCCAUUAGUGAUGGUAUGGGCCAUUAGAAUCUAUAAAGUUUUGAAAAUAGUGAAAAGAAUCUGCAAUAUUUCCAAAUAUCACUUCAAAACCACUGUUCCCACUGAAAUUCCUGCGUGUCCUUGCAACACAGGACAAGCUGACCGAGACCAGAACUUCCAGGAGGCGAAUUUUGCGAAUUCCUUCUUCCAUCCGGGUGCUGAGAACUGUUACCGGUCUGUUAAUUCAUUGCCGACUGGAGCAGGUCAACAGUGUUGUUACGGAACAGACGGUAAUAUCCUGGUAGGUCCCCCUGGGGGAGGAACAGCCGAUAGGUACAGUCCAGGAGAGCAUUUCUGGAAGCAUCAAUGGUUCGAUGUCCUUCCUUGGCUUUGCUUAUGCAAACUGUCAAACAACUGUAAAGAAUAUCACAAGUACAGGCCAUCGGAUGAUUGUUCUGACUACGACCCACCUCGACCGGCUGGGGGCACUGGGGAUCCUCAUCUUACAAGUCUGGAUGGCUACAAGUUCACCUUCAACGGAGCUGGAGAAUUUCUGAUGGCGUCUUCUGCAGUACAUAACUUGACCUUUCAAGCCCGUAUGGAGAGGUACCGCAACACCAACGCCUCUGUGUAUACGGCAUUCGUUCUUCAAACCAACGAUUCCUCCAAAGUCCAGGUGCAGAUGUCUAACAUGAACGAGACACUGAUUCUUGUAGAUGGUGAGCCGUUGCGUCUUGACUCCAUCCCCGUCAAAGUUCAUCGCCUCAGAGGUGUUCGAAUCCGCCUCAACUCUGACAUGACCAAAGUCAACAUAGCAUUCAGUGCUGGCAUUGCUGUCACCGUUUACAUUGAUACCGAGGUGAUGUCGUUCAUCGCUCAACUGGACACCAAGUUCCAGGGUCAAGUUCAAGGACUUCUUGGUAACCUAAACGGAAACGCAAAUGACGACCCUCAGUUCCCAAACGGAACCAUUCUGGAGCCUGGUUCUUCGCUGAAAGAACUUCACGAUUUUGGUUUGGAGUGGUUGGUGGCUCCAGAGGAGUCCAUAUUCACCUACAUUUCCCCAUUUGACUACAGCACAUACCACUUUCCUGAGUUUUCCCCGACCUUCGAGAUUCCUGAUCUGAACGAAGUGAGUCAGGAAAUCAAGGACUUGUGUGGCGAUUCCAUUGAGUGUGUCUUUGAUGCGGUAAUCACCGGCAGCCUGUCUUUUGCUAACGAGACUCUUGUGGUGACAGUCACAAUAACUGAAGUCCAGAAAGGAUUGGUCAAGAUUGUCAGCUGUGGCUACCCGGGUGAUGUGGAGAACGGAUUGCUGUCCGGGUCUGUGUAUUUCGUGAAUGCCACUGUAGAUGUGGCUUGUGAUGAUGGCUUCACCUUGAAAGGGUCUUCCAGAUUGACCUGUCUUGAAGAUGGUCAGUGGUCGUCUGAUCUGCCUGUUUGUGCUGGCAUGGAUAAUGGCGAGGAGGGAGGACUAACUCCUGGCAUCAUAGCUGCUAUUGUUGUUGGUGCCGUGAUUGUUGUACUUGCUAUCUGUGGUCUGAUUUACAUUUUCGUCAAGAGAAAAUAAGUUUCAACAACAAAAGAAAGACACGUCUUGAAACAAACCACAGUUUCUUUACAGCUGAAUUACACUGUAGAGGUAUCGCAAGAGCAGUGGUAAAUUAUUUGUUUGUUAUCCCGAUCGUUAUAGCCAAAUCAACACACUAAGUAAAGUACAUUAGUUCAUUUUUAAUCGCGCUUAUAAUAGGUCGGGUGUAGACCUUCAAGCCAGCUUAUCAGAUAAAAUUUCGCUCAGAUUACCAAGACAACAUAUGAAGUGAAUUGCUCAGAUUACCUGCCUAUAAUAACAAGGAUAGGAGUCUGGAUCGGAUGCAUAUUUGUUUCCUUGGGUGGUUUUAAGCAGUAUAGGCCUCGUAGCCCUAGUUACACGUGUACAGCGAUUUUUAGCAAAGGUUGAAGUUUAAAUGUAGAAUGUAAGAAUAUUAAUCUUGUUAAUUACAAUGCAUAACACAUACAUUUCAGUGUUGUACUCCUUAAGAGGCAAUCAUGUUGUGAAACAGGUUCCUUUCAAGAGGCAACUUAUAUUAUUUAAACCGAUAAAAAAGUAACACGACCCGAGAAUUGUUUCAGUAAAACUAAAAGUAAGCAGAAUUUGUUACAAAACCAAGUAACUGUAUGAAUGGUUUGUCGUAAAAAUGAAUUGAGUUCUGAAAACAACAGUCAUGCAUGUAUUCAUAUACCAACAUGUUAUGUUUACCAAUUUUAUUAUGUAGAAAUGAUUGCUCUAGUUACGUCAUUACAAUAAAGGGAGUGUAGUUUUAUAUCGUUUAUGAGUUUUAUAAUGUUAAUGGCUGUAUAGUGGUGUCUUAAACUUUGCUUCACGGAAACUUUACCAAUAUCCGUUUUUUUAGACUUUUCUUUAGAGUAGGUAUAUUUUAUGAUAUUUAUAAUUUAGAAAUGAAAAAUGUUUUGAUUGAUUUCAGGAUUUAAUAUCAAGAAAAAAAACAAUUCAGCUUUUCAUUUUAGGUUACACAGACUUUUUAACCACCUGUUGCCGUUGUUUACUUAUGUACAUGUAUUGUGUUUUUAUUUUAAACGUUGGUUUAAAAUCAAUAUUGUAGUUAUCUAUAAAAUACUUAGAUUGUAACUAAUGUGGAUGAGUUAAUUGAAGGGUUUUCAAUAGAUAAGAAGACUGUCAACAAGCUAAAGGACCAGGACAUGAAUUUUACUUGGGAACAUAUAUUUCGCAACUUUCUAUUCCUCUUAAUGCAUGAAAACUAUUUGAAUCCCAUUGUUGGUUAACAUUGUUUAAAAGUGCACUUCUAUACCUGCAUUUCCUGACAACUGAGGGAGCUCUUGCUGUGUAGUCUCUUUAGGAACACACUUUUCAGUUUAGUGGUUUUCUGUUCAAAUUGUGAACCCAAAAAUUUGUGAGAAAAGUUUUUGGACAAACGCAAAAUUUGACUAUGAUGGAAUUAACGAAAAGUGUAAACUAUUUCCGCUUUAACGAAUUACAGCGCGGUAGAUUGAAAGACUUUUCCAGUAAUGUUGAUGGGCAGGAAAAGAUAUCAUUUAAUUGGAGGCUAUUGUUAUUUACAUGGUGUACUCAGUAAAAUUGGUUGAAUUUGUCGUUGAAGUAUGCUCAGAUUUGGAAAAUUGUCUUGUAAACGAUUGCAUUAAAAGGUUUUAAUUAAAACGUACAGAAAUAUUGCAUUGAACACGAAAUAUUCUCGCUUUUAAUUAUUACAGCGAAGUAGAUUUAAAGGCAAUUAAUUACAAUUGAGUGUGUGGGAUAUGAUAUCAUUGGGUUUAAUUUAAUAUGCAAGGUGUACUUUAAAAAAAAAAUGUUUUAAUUAAAAUGUGCAGAAAAAUUGUUUUUUUUUUCACACAAUAUUAUCGCUUUUAAGUAUAAUAGCGAAGUAGAUUGAAGUAUAAUCAAAUGUAUGGGAUGUAAUAUCAUUGAGUAUGCCAGGUGUAUUCGCGUAAAAGGUUAUAUUACAAUGUGGAGAAAAAUUGCAUUUGCUAUAAAAUAUAUGUUCUGCCUAGAAUUAUUACAGCGAAGUAGAUUUAAAGGCCUUCGAGUGUUGUUUUUGAUUUCAUAUCAUUGUAAAUUAGUUGAA